This is a messenger RNA of Patiria miniata (bat star), 2301 nucleotides long. Its product is annotated as leucine-rich repeat-containing protein 49-like. NCBI's taxonomy places the organism in Eukaryota, Metazoa, Echinodermata, Asteroidea, Valvatida, Asterinidae. The coding region runs from base 1 to 1290 and encodes 429 amino acids. The transcript is spliced from 8 exons. The record is from RefSeq and is a predicted model, not a curated record.
AUGGCUGAUGGAAAUAUACAGGCCAAGAAACAGCAACAACCAAGCAAGAAGACAAUCACAAAAAUCUCCAAAGAGGAAGAGCGGCGGCUUUCAAGUACAGUAGCCAAACGGGAGGAAGAGAAGAAGAGAGAGACAAACAAGCUGGUGGUCCUCAAGGAGAAGCGUAGGAUUGCAAUCAACAAUGCAGCCCGGCAAUGGGAAGCAUCGAAAAGUACUGCCAUGGCUAAAACGAUUCACCUCCAGCCAGGCUUCCAUUCCAUGGCCAGGGAGGAGAGGUUAUCAUCACCAGAUAACAUGUACAGCAGGCCUUGGUCUGGAGAUAUGGAAACGUACCAGAGCCAAUCCAUGGAUCUGCCUGAUGAUAAGAGUGGGGAGUUAUCCCGUGCCUCUAUGCAUUCAGAGACAAGGACAUGCAGCAAGGCACCCACGCCUGACCUACUGGCAAACAUAUCUUCUGAGGCCUGUCAUCUUGCAGAACUAGACGGAGAUACUCUAUACCUUUAUGGUCCUGGCUCCAUGGAAGCUCUGGACAAGAGCUGGGGGAUACAGGCUGCAGGAUCUAUCACAACCAUCUCCUUCAAAUUUAUUGACUUUGACGAGAUAACCAAGCAUCUACACAAGAUUAGGAUCAGAUUCCCAAAUGUGUCCACUGUCCUAUUUGGUGAAUGCAACCUAAGCAGCCUUCAACAACUGAAUGCACUGACUUCAGUUCGCCAUCUAGACAGCAUCAACAUUGCUACUGAGGGCAAUCCAAUCACUGCUUUCUCCCUAUGGAAGCCCUACCUUCUCUUCAGACUGUCUCAUCUUGAUAUUAAGAAGAUUAACAACGAGGAGGUGUUUUUAUCGGAUCACAAGCAUGCUGAGGACCUUUUUACCCCCAUCGCCCACAUCACUACGUCUCAGUUGCCCUCCUCUCGCCUUCUUGAAUUGCUAGGCGACCAUUGCAGGAGCAACACUCAAGCCCUCUCUGAACUUGAGCUAAAGGGGAAGAAACAACUUAUGGCUGACCAGAAAACCACUGCAGAAAAUGUAGGCAAGGCAGGCUUGCAGUUUUUCUGUGAAGAAGCAUGGCAUGAUUUAUUGCAGGCGCGGUGUUGUCACUCGACCUUUACUUGUAACUAUGUGAAGGAGCUAGUCUCGGAGGCUAUCCUCAUAAACAAGAAGCAGAGUGUACUGGAGAAGACAUGGCCCCAAGUUUUUGUGCAGAUAAUACACUGUGCUGUUGAGAAGAUGUUUGAUAUAGACAAAUACAGACUGACAGAACUGAAGACUUUCCAGAAAAGAAAAUGAUUCCAGGCGGUCUACUUUUGUUGUGAUUUAUUCUUCAAAAACUUUAUGGGAAGUGGCAAACACCCUGACAUUUAGAAAAAAAGAUAAUACAGUAAUUUGCCAGUAAAAAUGGAAAGCAUGACAACAAAAGUAGACCACACUGGAUUAGUUUUGGAGAACACAUUUUAGGACAAACGGUGUCUGAUUCUCUUUCACUCAAUACAUUCAUUAAUUAAUGGCGAAAAGGAAAAGACGAGAGGCCAAAAAAAGUUUGAGAUUACAUUGCCUCUGAUUUUUCAACAGUCCGUCCAGUAGGCUUCUUUGUCGUUUGAAAAUCGAGAUUUGUUUAAAUAUAUUCUUCAGGAAUUGUUUUUGGGGUCAAUAUUUAUAGCAUUAAACUAUGUGAAAAGACUUGUCUUCCUGAUAAAUAAGUGAAAUUAGUACUUCAUGGGCAACAAUUCUCUAUAAACAUUUUUUUUUCAUCACAUCAAAUGCUAUCAAUUGUUACCUGACAUUUCAAUGUAAAAAUUGUUAUUAUUGUUUUUAAAAAAAGUUUCUAUUUUAAAUUUUCAUAAAGUUGCAUUUUUCCCCCUUUUGUUUUCAUUGUAAAUAAUUUUUUUCAAUUCCCUACACUUUCUUGGAUAUUUCAAUACGUUGCCGUUACAAAAACCUUAACAUUUGUGCAAGUUUCCCCAAAGUAUGGCUGUUGCUAUUGAAAUGGUUACUAUUUUAAUUAAUCAAAUUCCCAUGAAUUGAUAAGAUUAAAGCCUGUAGGAGAGGGUAGAUAAUUACUGCUACAAUUGGUAAUAAAGAAAAAUUACUAUUGUAUUUAUUAUUAAAAGGUGGUAUAUUUAAAUGGAUCUGAUAUACGAAAAUUGUCCUUAAGAUAAAAAAAAUAAAUAUUCAAUAUCUAGUUUACACAUUGUUUAUUCUCGACAAUUGGCUCUGAAAUACCGGUAGCCUUAAAUUGUUGCACAUUAACAGUGAAGUAAUUUCUUAGUGGAAAAUAGUAAAUAAAUAGUCGUAAAAAAA